Messenger RNA from Capsicum annuum, 1771 nucleotides. RefSeq lists its product as uncharacterized. The transcript has 2 exons. Bases 54 to 557 code for a protein of 167 amino acids. The record is from RefSeq and is a predicted model, not a curated record. NCBI's taxonomy places the organism in Eukaryota, Viridiplantae, Streptophyta, Magnoliopsida, Solanales, Solanaceae.
GAGUAAUAUCAUUUUUUUGGAGCCAGGUUUUGUAAGCAUUCAUACUAUUAAAUAUGUUAUGUUUCAGCUGGAAGCCAAGCAUUGUCUUUCUUGGCAUUUCUAUGGACGGCUUUAUGAAUAUUCUUAGGCCUUUGACGUUUCUAACAUUUUCAGAAAAUAAUGACGUUCACUUCAUCGACUUCAAGCAGUCAAACUUCAAGCAGUCAAAGCUACUUGUAACAAUUGUUGGCCUUCAAACUGUGUUUGUUUUGAUCAUCUGCAGUUGUUUUCUUGAGCACAAGCGCAAACUUGAGUCAUUUCACAUCUGUCUCCUUCAACUUAUGUUACAAGCUUUUCAGAAGAACUUGAUUUAUAGUUUCGUAUCCCUGAAUUUCUGUGUUAAUAGAACACCUCAAAGGAUAAGGCCCAUGGUGUUUGGCCAGCAAAUGGGACUUCUUUUUUUUAAACCAGUAACUUUGUAUUCCUCAACAUUAAGGGCUAUGCUGGCCACCUCCAAAAGUGUUAUUUACAGAAAAUUGAAGCAACGACAAUUACAGAGCUCCUAUGAAGUCCACUAAUUGGAUCUCCUCAUCCAUGUUUUGUUCUUUACACCAAAAAUCUAGAGUAGUAAUUACUUUCCACUUAAUCUUCCCUAUUGAACAUUCCUUCAUAAAUUCUUUGAUUUCUUUCCUUCCAGAUAACCCACCAUAUGAAGGCUGGUACUGUCCUCCACCUUCUUUUCUGACUCUUGCUACCUCCUCAUCCAACAACUUAACAGAUUUGCCGUAUGUUCUGGCAUAAUCCAUUGUAAGUUAGCCAUGCUGAUGAAAAGAGCCCAUACUUAUGAUGAGAAGAGCCCAUACUUGUGAUGAAAAGAGCCCAUACUUAUGAAAAGUUAGCAACGGGGCUUUUGGAAAGGUAAUAUGUAACUUACCUACUCUGCUCUGGAAUUCCUUGAAACCAUCGAUGUUCUCUCUUAAUUGUCAGCAAAGAUGAUACUGAAUAUUGGCUCUUUGGUUCAAGUUGAUAGUACCAUUCCUCAGUCUGAUCUAUUUUUGACAAUUGAUAUGGCAACUUAUGAUGUGUGAAUGCUUUCGACGGCUGAUACUGAGUUAUCUUUUUCUUAUUUUCUUGUUUAUAAAGAACAGUCUGGAAUAAUUUAUUGCACAGGAUGGUUCAAAGGCUUAUGAAUAGAACUAUGUGGUGGUUCUUCACUUGUACAACAUAGUAGCACAACUUUGGAUAUGCUUUUCUAAGAUGACCUACCUUUGAAAGUUGAACCCAGUCAGUCCAUUUGCCUAGGCUAGUAAGAUAAACAUUCAUAGCUGUCCAAUAACUACAGUAGAGAAAGGAAAUGGGGUAAAAGAAGCAAGUAUUAAAAGGACUAUUCAUUUUUCUUCAGAACUGGAAAAUGUUUCCUCUAACCUGUUUUCUUUGAUGGAAGCAACAUUUUAGCUAUGCGUGGAGUUUUUGCUUAUUUGCUUUUUCCUAGGUUAACAUAGUCAGACUGCCUUCUUUGAGCUAAAGGAUUUAAGUUGAGCAAUUCGACAGAAGGAGAAAGUGUGUACUUGCGAUGAAAUAUUUGACCCCAAAUGCAUUGAGAGUGAUGAUGUAAACGAAGCAUAGUGCAAGGGUUAGGGCAACAUGCAGGACAUAUACCAGUGAGACUUUAAGUUGGUCAGUGAACUUGUAUGGUUUACUUUACUCAAGAUACUGUAGGGAUUGCUUGCUUUUGAAACUGAAAAAUUUCUCAAUUGUAUACUUCCUAGGCAACUAAUUUACGGCAUAAAUU